AUGGCGACUCCUCAGAGCAGCUCCAGACAGAGCAGCUCGCUCUCUUCAUCCCCCAUGAGGUAAGAAUCAGCGCGGUCUGAUCAUCAUCAUCAUCAUCGUCUUCUUCAUCACCGAUCGUUUUAAUUUAACUUUAGGUUUAAAACAAAGUAUGAAACAGACGGAUCGGUCCGGAUGUCAGUGAAUAAAAAUAACGGACAGAAACUGAAAAACUCCACAUUUGCUCCCCUCCCUCUCUGCACACGUCAUACACAUGUAGAAAUAAACACAUAAACAAGCCAAUAACACCACCCCAGAAAAACACAGCGGCGGACUUUGACCCCUGCCCUCCCCUGAUUAUGGGCAGUAAUGAUGUCAGCGGAGAGGGAGAGACGCCGGUGUCACGGCAGCCUGUAGGAGCACAGAUUGAGGUCCACGGUGGCGACAGGGUCCAGUAGUGAGAUGAAUUCAUCACAGACGUGUCUGAUAACAGAGCGGCGGCUGUGAGGAGGACGGGUUAUAUUUGGCGUGUCGUGUUUUGUCAGGAAGAUGAUAAACAUGACGGCUGCGUAACAUCAGGUAAAAAAGACAGACUUUUAAAAGGGACAGCAGACACUGAUAACCAGAGAAAAUGUUCAGAAAAUUAAUAUUUAUGCUUUUUGUUUCUCUGUCGUUUUACUGAAUCUUACAAAAUCUUAUUAAGUCACUCACAAAAAUGACAAACUGCACCUUUAAUUCAAUGCACAAGCUGUUUAUUGAAAUCAGUAUCAGUAUUUGCAAAUAUAAACUUGUUUAUUUUCAGCCCAGAUGACAAAGUCUGAGAUCUAAAGUAGUUCCUGGUGUCUCUGAGGCUCAUUCUUUUCUGUCUACAUUUGUUGGUAUCGGCUGUUUAAACACAGAUAUUUAUCGACUCCUGUAGAAUUAACGGUUUUCCCCCUGAAUGUCUCGCAGCGCUCUGACAUCAGCUCAGAAACGUUCCUUAAAGGGGUUUGUGUGUUUUAUACGUGUGAGUUCAUCUUACAUGAAUCUGAAGAGGACCGAAUCACAGCAGAGUUUUGUUUGGGAAAGUGUUCUUUUGGUUUUUAGAGGGAAAGCCACAACUAUUUUCUCUGCUCAAAAACAAAAGCACCAAAAAACAGAGGAAGUCUCAGCCGCAGAAAAGCUGUUUCCCCUUCACUGAUGACUCUGAUGUUAAUAAAGACCGGUACGAGCUGGAUUUGGACCUCACCUGUUACUAAAACCUGAACGACACGCUGAAGGUAACUUUAUAACAGCAGAUUAUUUAACAACAGUUUAAUUUGGAGCUUUAUGGCUGCAAAUGUCAAACCUCAGAUGUUUUCUGUAAGGGCACGACUUUCAGGUCGCUCCAUAGCUGUGUAAAAAGUAACACCCACAAACUGUGCCUCGCUGUAUGUUAGCGGAAAAGAAGCUGAAAUUAGGAGCUUUGAGAAAGAGGCUGAACUGAGGGGUUACUCCGACGACAGAAAUAGAUUUUUUAAUGCAAAGCCACAACGACUUUAUUCUGACUUUAUUCUCGUAAGUAAUGACUUUAUUACGACUUUUUUAAUCUCAAAAUUUCAACUUUAUCAUGUGAUUUUGUUUUUUUUUAAUAAAGAAGUUUUGACUCUAAUCUCUUAAUUUAGUUUUUUUAUUUUGACUUUUUAAAUUUCGACUUUAAUCUGAAAAUUUCAAAUUUAAUCUAGAAAUUUCAUUUUUUUGUUCCGACUUUUAAAAUUUUGACUCUAGACUCAAAGUUUUGAAUUUAGUCUUGAAAUUUCAAUUUUUUACAUUUCAAAUUUUUAAAUUUCAACGUUUUAAAUUUCAACUGUAAUCUUAAAAUUUCAACUUUAAUUUUUUCAUUUCAAUUUUUUUAUUUUUUGACUUUAAACUCAAAAUUUUGAAUUUAAGCUUGAUUUUUUCCAUUUCAAAUGUUUUAAGUUUCGACUGUUAUCCCAAAAUUUCGACUUUAAUUGCGAAAUUCCGAUUUUUUCAGUUCGACUUCUUAAAUUUCAACCUUCAAUCUCGAAAUUUCCACUUUAAUCUUAAAAUUUAGAAAUGUGUUCAUUGUGAGUUUUUGAAUUACGACUUUUAUCCCAAAAUUUUAAUUUUUGACUUUUUGAAUUGCGACUUUAUCUCGAAAUUUAGACUUAAAUCCCAAAAUUUCGAUUUUCUUCAUUUCGACUUUUUAAAUUUAGACUUUAAUCUCGAAAUGUCUUUUUUUUUUCAUUUCAAACUUGUCAAAUUUUUCCUUUAUCUGGAAAUUUUUGACUUUAAUCUCGAAAUUUCCAUUUUCUUCAUUUCGACAUUUUAGAUUUUAACUGUAAACUCAAAAUCUCGACUUUCAUCUUGAAAUGGAAAUGAGAAAAAUCUUCCUCCUGUAAUUAUUUUCUGCUCUUCUUGUGGUCCUAAUUCUCUUUCGUAGAAAUGAGAGGUGACCAUGAGUAAAAAAAGUCUGUUUUAAGAUGUUGACUGACCGCACUCGAGCAGCUGAUUCAGAUCACUUUAUUUUCCAUCCUUGUAUUUGUCCUGAGAAAUAUUUACCAGCUGAUGUUUGUUUGUUCAUUUGUUCAUCAUCUCCAAACCAAUAUAUCUGCUUCAGCUCAGAUCCUAACUCAGCAGAGAUUCAGGAAGUGCCGAGGUCAAAACCUCAGCGACAACGCAAACACGAACACAAACACCCACGCUCUUCACUCCCUCCCACCUUCACAGGACGCUCCCACAACAUCUGUCCUCAGUUUGAUUCCAUAUUUGAGUGCAUAUCAGCGCGCCGACGUCAGAGAUUUAAAACACAAAUCUGAAAAAUCUGUCCAACACGUGGGAAAAGACUUUACCAAACAGAGAGAGCGAAGCGAAAACAGCAGCUGUCACGCUUUUCACGCUGUCACGAAAAGGCCAAAAAAUAAAAAACCUGCCAGCUGACCCGAACCUGAGAGGAAACCAUCAGCAGCUGCAGGCCUGGCCCUUCAAAAUAAAACAACUUUAAGACUAUUUGUUCAUUAGAGCGAUGUUUCUCUGGUGUUUUGAUAAAGUUCAGGCCAAAGAAAACAAAUCCAGAACUUAUUGUGUGUUUUCAAACCUUCAUGGUGAUCAAUCUUCAAAUAAACCAGCCCAGAAAAGUCCCUUUUUUUCCCCGCAGACAAACCCUGAUUUAUGUGUUUGUUGUGUCAGACGCUGAUGUGGAGGAGCCUCUUCAUCAGCUGCUCUGGUGGAGUCUGUUUCACUCAUCGAUAAUGAAUAUGAAGAUACAUCUUCUGACAGUCGUGUGUUUACAAAUGCUUACACAGCGCCGCAGAAGACGAGUAAUGAAUGCCCCUGGAUAUCAGAUCAGCACAGCUGUCACGCCAUUCACAGGCAACCAGGAAUAAACAAACUUGGUCUCAUUGUCAGCCUGUCCCUCUCUCACACACACACACACACACACACACACACACACACACAGAGUCUUGUUUGUUUGGUAACAGUCGGUAAAUGGACUGAUGAAAGGAGCCAAAUGACUGAAUUGUAUUAGAAUAAAUCACAAACACACACACAUGCUCUCAGAUGACAAACAUCUACACAACAGAACCAGCGCUUUGCUGGGAUCGCUCUAUCUGGACCAUCAGGGUCUCGGGUUUCAGUCUGAGAGGCGCGGUCAUCAGGGAGCUGGUUAACCGAGUUUCUGCGACGUCACUCGUCUGUUUUGUUUUUGUUUCUCUACCUCGUGGAUUUGUGCGCAGGUGUUGUAAGGUUGCGCAGGUGCGAGUUUGCCGAGUUAAGAGAGAGACACAAGACUCCUGGGAAUUAUGCAAGACUAAAGAAUGAAAUCCAGAGAGCACAUAUGGCAGUGGUAAUGUCAGAAAUGACUGCAAGUCCAAGCAAACUCUGUGGAACUCUGCAGAAAUGUUCAGUUUGGUUUCCAGCCGGUCUGAUCGGUCAAAUGUGUCUGACAGAGAAGAAACCUGGAAAACCGUUAUUGUUAGCAUGAUGUUGACAUUUUUAUGAGUUAAAUGACGAUCAGGAGACCAUUAAAAAAAACAUCUAUGUUGAUCGUCUUUAACUGUUUCAGGAUGGUAGGUUUAGUCUAUAAUCUGGACAUGGUAGACGGAGUUCCAUAGAAAGUUUUCAGGGGGAAUUAUGGAUCGUGGGAACGUCUGACAUCAGUUAAUUUUUAACACGCAAACUUUCAGUCUUUUGUCUUUAUUUGAAGAGGACAGGACAGUGGACAGAGAGGGCGACAGAGACCAUAACCUCCAUAUUUUAAGAUUGUAGCUGUCUGUAGUUAUCAUGAAUUUCUUUAUUUAAAUGAUCAAAAUUAUUCUAAACUUUGCAAAAUCUAUUUACUGUAAUAUUUUGUCAAAACGACACAAAGAAGAACAAAUUUAGCAGCUGAUCCAAUCAGAGGUCCAUCUUCCAGGCCUGGUGUCUUCUGACUCUCUCCACCAAUAAAGGUGAACCCCCAACGAAAUGAAAUACCGCCAAAUUACUGCUUUGUUUUUGCUAAGUUUUUGUGACCUGAUCAUAAAACUUCCAUGUUAUACCAAGUCUUGGAGUUAAAGAUAGAGUCAAAAAACUGCAGUUCCUCCAGUGUCCACUUGGAGCUCCAGAGGAAACCCCAAUAAGUCCCAUGUUAGAGGGUUGGGUUUUAAAUAUGUUUACAGGUUGAGUUAGAAUCUUCAAUAAAGUGUCUGUCAGUAUCGGGCUUCUGUAUGUCUCUCCAGACACUAGAGGUGUGCAGCGGUACCUGCCUCACAAUUCAGUCUGAUUAUCUGCUUAACGAUCCGAUUUGAUUCUGCCAUGCAUCACGAUUCUUCUCACUAUUUUUUAUAACUAAUUUUUCAUCACUUACUACAAACAGUCAGAUACAUAUUCUUUUGAACUCCUUUUUUAUUUCAAUAUCCCUGAAAAACAAAACAUUAAUCUGUCCACUGUAGAUUGUGAAUCAGGAUUUGCUCGCUGUUUUCGUAGCUGUUGCUGACGAAGUCCUCACAUGGUAAAAACGUUUAAAAUGUUUUGUCACAUUUGUUGUAUUCCUAAAGUACUUUAUUUUCAUGUGGCAGACUUUACACACAGCGUGCGUCUUCUCAAGCUUCCCAUCAAGUUCAUAAAAGCCGAAAUUAACCCAGACGUAUAAUUUAACGGUAAUGGGUGCAUCUUUGAUUAUCGUGUCCUGGUCCGCGUUUUCUGUUGUAUUAACGCUAGUUUGCAUGUCAUUGCAACUUUGCCCCCCGCUAGUCGUUGAAACCUCGCAACUUUAUUGUCCAAAUGCCGCCAGAAAAAUAAUAUAAUAAAGAGGGAAAAGAGCGAAUAUGUCACGUCGCUCCAUCGAUGCAGAAUCGUGAUGCAUCUUAGAAUCGAUUAUUUUUUCCACCUCUACCAGACUCCGGUUUAAUUCAGUCUAUGAUGUUAACCCCUUUAAGUAGAUGAUGGUUAUUAUAAAACAUACGCCCGGUGUCUCAUGGAGAUUACCUAUAGUUAUAGUUUGGCCCCUCAGGAGCAUCUCUAGUCCUGACUCAGAUAUAGACCGGACCUGGUGUUGCACAGUGAACCUGCACUGUGUUGCAUGCUAAAAGAGAGCCUCUAAACCAUGUCGUAAUUCAAGAGGAAACCUUUUAUAGUGCAGAAAAAAGUCUUUAAUGCAUUUACCUCCAGGUCAACCCCGACCCUUGGCCCUUUGGUGCCUGUCAUCACCCCUCUCUGUUCCCCUUAUAUGCUUUCACCGUUCACUGCAGUCUUGGACGAAGACAAAGACGAAAAGAGGUUUUUGAAAAAUGAAGCGCCAUCAUCAGGUUAUUAAAGUCCCAACAAUCCUAAAUCAGUCCCAGAAUGACUGAUAACUGAGUCGAACAAACUACAGAGUGUGUAUAUUUCUCCUCUAACGAGAGAAAGAGCUAACAACAGAGAGGGUUCAGUCCGAUUUGGUGGAGCUGAGAGACGGAGAACAAAUAAAAAACAGACGGAGAGUCUGCUGGUGGAGGUGAGUCUGCUCUUGGCUGCACAUGACAGCCCGUCUCAAACAUCUGGAAGUCAGAUGUCUGCCUCUGCGUCCAGGAUUCAGCUGUACCAGUCAGAGGCCACGAUACUCCCUCAACAGGCGCUACUUCAGGAGGAGAGCAGAACUCAACCUUCGCCUUCGGAAAGUCAAGGCGUGACCCGCACAUCCAGAAGUACCAUUAGCCAUGUGCUUUGUCCAUUUGUUGAGCUCAUCUGACGCCUUUUUACAAGGUGAGGCGGCGGUUCGUCCCUCACUGCAGCUGUGGCCUCAGUUAGUUCAGACGGUUCUGCUCGGUGAUACUCUGGUUUCUAAGAAGAAGAAGAAGUCUCCAACAUCCUAUGUGGUCUCUUUGUGUAUCUGCUUCCAUAUUUAAUCCUCUCUGGGACAACAGUGUCCUUGUUUCCUCCUGUCAGUGGAAGCCAAAGCCACAAUGCUCUGCUCCCAAAAUCUUGCAGCUCAUUCUGCCCACAUUUCCAUUCACUGGGCCGCGCUGGACUGCGGUUCUGCUGCGGCAUUUGACAAAAAUUUCCAUUUGUUCAUAAGUGACAUCAGGCGUCAGACUGUGAUACCCGUGAACAGCAGACUCUGGAGGACAGUGACGGCCUUCUUCCUGCUUACAUCGCUGAAUGACUUCCAUAUCAGAAAAACCGUGUUGGGAACAAACUGAACAGAAAGAGUCGCAGCCAGAGGAUGAAAUAAAAGCACGAGCAAACACAUGUUGGACUUCUUUCCCAGAAAAACUGCCUGGCGUGCCGACUCUACUGCAUGAGGUCUGUGGAUAAUCGAGAAUUGGACGAAGAAGAUUUUAAAAACAUCCAGACGGGGCUCUGAUCCAAAACCCUCCACUUUCACAGCCUGCUUAUCAUGUCCUCCUCUGACAAAAACAACCUUAUCCUGCUGACUCUUUUGUUAAAAGUUAAAGGGAUGUUUCAGCUUUUUUUUAAGUGAAGUGAAGGAUCCAAUUACCAAUUAAUCGGUCGAUUCUUAAAAUUUUUAUGAAGUUCUAAAAAAUACAUAUAUACUGUACUGUAGAUAUACUGUAGGCUACUGCUCUUCACGCCGACAGGAAGACCGACUGAUCAAACUUGGACCAGAAAAGCGUUUUCAACCACCCCACCUCGCCGAUCAGUGCCACAACGUCUUAACUCACGUUACAACUCACGCUGCCUCAGUAAGAGAAGUCGCUCGAUCACUAAUGUGUACUGUAGUUUAUUCUACCGUUACUGGCACGGCUAACAGUGUAGCAAGGCUAAUAGCAGCCAUUGAGGUGGACCACUCUCCUCCGUGCGUCCCUGAGCUGCCUGCUUCAGAUCCGUCACUCUGCUGUGCUGUGAGGUAGUUAGUGGAUCAAGAUUGUCAUGAUCUCACUGCGCCAUCUUCAGGAUAAGUCGGGGAACUUUUCAAAUGGCGGAACAUUUUCGAAGUGAAACCGAAUCUUAUUUAAUCGGUCGGGCCCAAGUAACAAGCCAAGAGGGGCGUGUCAACACCUGUAGCAGAGGUGGACAUGCUUCUGUCAACAGUUUCAUUCCUCGCCCAGUGCAUUUAAACUGGGGCAACGAUUGAAGUCCACUUAAAUCUCCCAAUCCAGCGAUGACCGUAAACGUAAAGAGGAUGCAGCCUUCGUCUCAACAGCUGCUGGUCGUUUUCCGCCAUGACGCUUUCUUGCUCGUUAUCCCUCACUCUCUAUGUCCCAUGGUUCCCUCCUCUCCUCAGCUGUCCGAUCUUAUAAAAUUAAAAAAAAACCUCAAAACUAAAAAGCACAAUAAAGCGUCCCUCAUCAGUCAUCAUCAAACGUAUCCCUUGGUUUUUGGAGCAGCCCCAUGUGGACACUGAAGGAACUACAGUUUUUUUUUUGCACUUUCACGUUAACAUCAAUGUCUUCAAUGCUGGAGGACAUUGGAGCAUAACUGUGCGUGAGAUUUUGUGUAAUUAUUCUUAUUUGUAAGCCUGAGUAAGACGUUAAUCUCCCACAUUUAUUAAAACAGACUGUUUGAGGUUUACUUUAAUUUGAAACAGCCGGAAAGUGAUCCUGAAACAGACUGAGCGCCAGCCAGCAUGACUCAACCCGUGUCCACGAUCCAUGAGGUGUUGUACAUUAAGUCUGAUUCACCUGUAGCCUCGGGUGAUUCUUUAAAACUGGUCUUGUAAUGUUCAGCCUCGAUCCGAGCUUGAGCGACAACAGGUGCUCCACUCCCGUUUCAAACCUCCCCGUCUGUAUCGAGUGGGCCGGUCCAGCAUGUAAGGCCGUGAUGUGACCACCCCUGUGGUUUAAAGCACAUUUGUACAGUCAUUUAUUUCCCUUGUCCUCAUGAUGCGAUUAGCAAACAACCCACAGACAGCACACGCUAGGAGAUUAAUGCUCACGGUGUUUUCAUGCGGAUGUUGUUGCUGUUUUUAGCCUCGAACAAACUGACUCACACCCUGUGAUGGAAUUCUGUCAGAGGUCCGUGUCUGCGCCUGUUUGUUUCUUCUUCUUUUUUCUUUGCAGCAGGUUUUCCUCACUGUAAAAAUGUCUGUCAGCAGGUGAUCCCAGCUUUAAAGUAGCUCUGUGUCACAGAGAGUAGAUAUUUAUACAUAAAUGGGGUACCUGGUUCGUUUUAGGGACAUUUCAGACAGAAAAUCCACAGAUCAUGUCUGCUGGAACUGAAGCAAAAGUUAGUUUAUUGUAGCGAUAAUCUUAAAAGAUAAGACAAACAAAUGAUUCACCUCCUCAUGUCUUUUAAAAGUUAUAUCCUAGUUCUUUGUAUAUUUGUGUGAGUUUACCACAGUCCACUGUGAUAUAUUAGUAUGAGACAUUAUACAUUAGGAUACAACAUGAUAUAAUACAUUACAAUACAACAUGGUGGGCUAAUGUUGUGAUUAGUUCAUUAAGUGUGAUAUAAAAGUGUAUAAUUUGAUGCAAUACAACAUAAUGCCAUAGGGUUGGAUCCAUUAUAAGACGAUGUGAAACAAUGUGUAACAGGAUACCAUGUGGUACAAUUUAAUACAAUACAAGGUAAUAGGAUACAUUUUGAACCAGUAAGUAAUGUUACUUCAUGUUACGUUACAUCAUGUUGUUACAUGUAACAACAGGUUGUGUUAAAUUCAGUUGCGUUGUGUUACACUACAUUAGUUUGCAUUGGGUUACAUUGCAUUAUGUUGCUUCUCAUUGCAUUGUAGUAUUUAACUUUUUUAAAAUAGAAUUUAUGUUAAUAUGAACAAUUAAACAGUACACAUUAAAGACAUAAACACAAAAAACAGAAAGAAAACAAAACCAGAGAAUCAAAUAAUUUUGUCAUUUGCAUGUUUAAAAUGGAGUGAGAGGAAGUCGAAACUUGUCUGGUCCCAACCCUUCAGCUAACCUUACAUCAAGUUAUGUUAUGUUACAUGAGGUCCCUGCGCCAUCUACAGGAUAAGUCAGUGAACUUUUCAAAUGGCGGAACAUUUUCGAAGUGAAACCGAAUCUUAUUCUCUGCAUUUUAUUUUUGUUUUGGCGAGUUUUGGCCGAUUACCGAUCAGUCUCAAACGGGCUAAAAUUGGCCGCUUUAACCGGCUCGCCGAUAAAUCAGUCAGGCCCUUUAUUGCGAUGCGUAACAUUGCACUACAAUACCCUAUUUUCUGUCACGUAAUGUUAAGUUACAGUGUGUUACCCCACAUUAUGUUACAUAAUGUCAUUUUGUGUAAUGUUACGUUACACCAUGUUAUUCCACAUUAUGUUACGUUGCGAUAUCUUAUGUUAGAUAGUUAUUUUGUGGAAUGUAACGUAACAUAAUGCUAUGUAGCAUUAUGUUAUGUUAUGUUAUGUAACAGUGUGAUGUCACUUAAUGUUUUGCUAUAUUAAGUAAUGAUAAGUUGUUACACAAUAGAAAACAAUAGAAUAAAAUUGAAACUGAUACAGUGUGAUCUGUAGAGGUUGAAUUAUCUGCAUUUUAUUAUUUCCAAAGUUUAAAAACAAAUCAGCCAGUCUCUUACAUUUUUAAAAUCUCUUCAUAUUGUAUGUGCAUGGUAUUUAACUCUCACAUAGCCGACCAGUACAGCCACACUCCUGAAUCCUACAUCUUUAAAUCACCUCGCAGACUUCCAGCUCGGUCUGUAACCUCUCGGUUUCAUAAAUGUGGGUUUGAAUCAGAGACGAUUACAGAGCAGAACAGUCAGAGCAGCGGCAGCAGCCUCUCAGUGACUCAUCCAGCAGAACUACUCCAUGUCUCAUACAAAGUUAAAAAGUGAAUCAUCUAAAAGCUCAAGUUAACAAUUUCUCCUGAAGUGUUACAGGAAGAGUGAGCUCACUGUCGGCCUGAUCUCUUACAUAAACCUGAACAGGAUUCAGACUUUAUUCACAGACCAGCCUGUCAGACUUCUGCAUGUUUGUUCCUUUUGAUAUAUCUAAGCUUAUAUUUUAUUAUAAGCUGAGUGAGGUCCUCUUUUAAGUUGUUGUUGUUCCUUUUUCGGCGUACUGUCAACAGAUCCCACAAAAAGACCAAAACCGUCUCCGUAGGAGAGCUUCUGUCAACAUUUUCAGAGGGUUGUUUUUGAAGGUGGUUCCCAAAGUUUUUCCAUGAUGUGAAGUUUGACGGACAGCUGAGUGGGAUCAAAACCUCUCUGUCACCAAGCUGCAACUUAUAAUGACGUAAAUGAAGCCAGUGUGGGAGUGCCGAAAAGAAAAUGCAGUUCCAUGUGUGUCCAGUAGAGGGCUGAUUGACAAAGCAAAGGAAACUCAUUAGAGCGCACAGUUUUUACGGUCGAAUUUAACACGUUUACAUCCUCGUUUACAAAACAUUUUGGUCUCUCUCAUUUUUUUAAUCAUCAUGAUGAUAUUUAGGCUAAGAUGCUGUUUAUUCUCGGCCUCAGCUCCGCCUUCUUGAUCUGGUUUCUGAGCCGAAAAUUUGAGUUUUUUCACCAGAAGGAGAAUGACCAUGUUUGGGCUUCAUGACACCCCCCCUGAAAUGAACAACAUUUAAAAACAUUAUUAACUUGUUUAAUUCAGGAGCUUUUUAACACCUGAAUGAAUUGAUAUUUACUCGAUGAAUUUGCAUGAAUAAUUUGCUCUUUUUUGCGUGCCGUAUUGUUUCUACAGAGAGUGCCCAAAGCUGUGAAUUCAUGCUAGAGAGGAGGAGUUUCGAACCCUCCUGGGAGAUCUCCGCAUAAAUAUUCACACAAGUAUCGUGAUUUUUUGUUUUACAACUUUUAAAUCAAUUUUUAUGUUCAAAAAAUUUUUUUUUUUCAAAUUUAAGAAUAAAUCUUAAAAACUGACUUACAUGUGAUCUGUAUUUUUUGGGGAGAUAUGGUAAAAUCGACUGACUUACAUGUUAUUAUCGUAGAAUCGCAAUUUAAAUCGAAUUGGCAUCCAAAAAAAUCGUAGAAGCACUACUAAUAAUCCAGACUGGACCUGGAGCAGCUGCAGUUUGUGCACCAAUACAUUUCAUUUAUUAUUGAAUUUUGUUGUAACACCAUAUAUAUGAUUAAUUUUAACAGAAGUCCUGCAAACUCCCUAACGCCUUUAAAGUUUAAGGUUUUGUUUGACAAGUGCAUCAUAUGAGAAAAAAAAACAUUAAAACAAAUAUAAACUGAAAUAAAAACAUUAUUUAAUACAAGAAAACUGAACAACAGCAUCAAAAUUUAUCAAACCUGAAGUAAUACCGAAGUAAAAAUAAGAACUUGUGAAAAGUAUUCUAACUUUGAUGGUGAGCAUUAUGGGGUUAAUUUGCACCGAUCAGCAAAUAUAAUUUUGCACAGUUUGAUCUGGAUGCACUGGUGACAAAACGCCGUAACAGACGGUCUUCUUGUCAAAUCAUAAAACAGAGGAAACAUUAAAUUCAUAAACCUUCAAGUUUUUGAGCAAAAACAGAUAAAAGUCUUUUAAAAGUUUCCUGAAAACAAACAUUUUAACCAAAAUAAGAAAAAAGUGAAAUAAAUCAUGACAAUUUCAGCCUUUAUUAAAAAGUUUCCUGAUUUUUUUUAUCAUUCAAACUAAAGCCUCCGUAUUUUGAUGGUCAGUCCUGUCUCUGCUGUCGUCACUCAGUUUUCUGACAGCUGUCCGUCGCUCUGAAAGCGUGACGCUUCCUCUCGGCACGACCGCGGUUAUCUGAGAUAAUCGAGCCGCUGUAGCCUGACCCUCUUCUGGCCCUGCAUGUAAAUAUUUGUCAUUCCCUGCGAGCUGAAGAGCACCGCUUCCCCUCCUUUGGAAAACAAGCCCAUUAUUAUUAUCAUCAUCUUUUUUCCCCCUCCUGCGCGGCGAGGGGAAGGUUCUGCGGUCUGAUGGGCGUGUAAAUCAAGACGGGUUCAUCCUCGCAUCGUGUCGUUAUAUAACUAUGGAAAAUGACUCCAAAUGGCCUCGGUGGGUUCAGAUUUUUGCAUAUUUCUGCAAAGUUUGGUUGUUUGUUUUUAUAAUUUUCAUCUCAAAAUGAAACUUUGGAGUUAUUCAGAAACAUGUAAGAGAAAACGAUGCUGAUGAAGAGUUGAAAGCUUUAUUUGUCUCUUCGUUCGUGACAGAGAUCGAGCUCUUUGUGGCUCAUUUGACUCAUUGACUCUGAGUCACUGUGUAAUUCACAGCUGUGUGAUUAAACCCAAACAAACACAACACCAUGAUGGUGAGUGUUUUUAAUCCUGAGGAGGAGAAAGUGAAGAUCAGCAGUAGUUAGCUGAAUUUCUUAUAUUUCAUCCUCUUAUUACGGGAACUACACUCUGUGACACCGUGGAGCAGUUUAAUUUUUACAAGUCUACCUUCACAGUUAAUUACAUCUUCAUCCUGUUUUAAGUUGAGGGAGAUUUGAGCUUCCUCGCUCUGCCUCCUACAGACUUUAUCGUUCCACCUCCUCGCCUGACAGAUGAUUGACAGGGACUCCAAUUUAUUUACAUAUCUAUACACGUCUGCAGUCGGUGUGUUUGUGUGUUUGUGUGUGGGUGCCCUCGUGCUCCAUGCUCCACAACUUCCUGUUUUGGGAAAAAGUUCACACAUAUAAAACUAUCUGGGUAGAACUUUAUUUUAAAGGGAUAUUUCACUAUUUUUUCAGCCAAAGUGAAUCGCAGAAAGGCAUUUUAACAAUAUUUAACAGACUCCAGCCCGAGCGCUCAUCUCAAUCCACUAUUGAUAUAACACAUUUUAAAAACAUUCAAGUUCACCAAAGUGCUGCGCAGUAAAAUCACAAGAACAAACACUGCAGAAGAAGAAAAAAAAACAUCAAGAAGAAAGAAAUAAAAGCAGGUAAAAAACAUUUAAAAUAUAUUAAAUAAAAACACAGUUUGGACUCCGCCAGGGCUGCCCUUUGUCACCGGUUCUGUUCAUAACCUUUAUGGACAGAAUUGGAGGGUGUCCAGUUCGGCAGGCAGAGGAUCACGUCGCUGCUUUUUGUGGAUAAUGUGGUUCUUCUAGCUUCGUCAAGCAGUGACCUUCAGCUCUUGCUGGGGCGGUUCUCAGCUGAGUGUGAAGCAGCUGGGGUUCGGAUCGGCGCCUCCGAGUCCGAGGCCGUGGUCCUUAGUUGGAUUUACUGGUCGGUCUACGUGCCGAUCCUCACCUAUGGUCAUGAACUUUGGGUAAUGACCGAAAGAACAAGAUCGCAGAUACAAGCGGCUGAAAUGGGUUUCCUCCUCAGGGUGUCCGGGCUCAGCCUUAGAGAUAGGGUAAGGAGCUCGGACACUCAGGAGGCGCUCAGAGGAGAACCGCUGCUCCUCCACGUCUAGAGGAGUCAGCUGAGGUGGCUCGGGCAUCUGGUUAGGACGCCUUCUGGACGCCUCCCGUUAGAGGUGUUCCAGACAUGUCCCACCAGGAGGAGACCUCAUGGCCGGCCCAGGACCAGGUGGAGGGAUUAUAUCUCUUGCCUGGCCUGGGAGCGCCUGGGAAUCCCCCCGGAGGAGGAGCUGGUGGAUGUGGCCGGGGUGAGGGCCGUCUGGGCUUCCCUCCUGAAGCUGCUGCCCCUGCGACCCGGACUCGGAUGAAGGGGAAGAAAAGGACGAAACAUAAAAGAAAUAGAAGUGAUAAAAGGACCAUAAAAGAUGUAAAAGAACAGAGAUCUGAACUAAAAACCAAGGAAUAAAAAUGAGUUUGAAGGCAUUUAAGUGUAAUCUCUUCUGAGUCGCUGAUUUAUUGAGUAUUUUGAUAUUUUUGCACUAAAAUUUUGCAGAAUACCAAGGAUUGUUCUUGUACAAACUGCAGCAUUAGAAUGAUUGAAGCGAUCUGUUUACCUCUGCAGCCUUAAUUAACAUUAUGUGACAAUUUGGGACAGCAAUGGAGCAGACUGAUAUAAACACGGACACUUCUUUACUUAUGUUGAUUUUUCUUUUGAGUAAUUUAAAGUGCCACAGAGUCGGUAUAAACAGCUGCUUUUGCAUGAUUUAGUUGUGGAUUAAAUAAAAUUAAAGUUGUUUCUUCUUUCUCCUUAAAGAUUUUUACCCUUUACUGAUUCUGGUCAGUGAUAAAUCUUUGUUUUCAGUGAACACAUGACCUCAAAGCGUCUCUUUAACCCGCUCUUAUUCAGUCCCAAAGCAAUAUCGGAGUGUCUCCAGUGAGCUGACAUUUCACACAAACUGCAAACAAGACAAUAAGAAGGAAAAUAUCAAGUUCAGAGACCCUCACCCACGUGUCGACUCAAAGCUGAGGAGUCUGUUUGUGUCCACUGACCUGCCCUGUGACUCAGGGUCUGUGCAGGGCCCACUUAAGUCUUUGUUCAUCAGGGUGAAUCCCGGUGGGAAUCAAAGGGGGGAGGAGUGUUUUCUCAAUCGGUAAAGCUGAAGGAGACGAGCGUGAAGCAGUAAUCCGUGUGUAACGGAACUCUAAUAUACGUCAUUAAUUUUAGAGUAAUUAUUGCACUUUAUAGCAGCAGUUUUAUCACAUGACACAGUUGGAGUUUCAUCGAUUAAGAAGCUUUGGUUUUAUGUAUGUGUAGACCAGAAUGAUACGACAACCAAUAUGAUAAUAUUUUAGUUUUUGCAUGAUUUAAAACCCCCAAAAAUAACCAUAGCUUGGUUACCGUCAGCUGUUCAAUGCACACAACUUUACAAAAAACUUUUUUUUAAGAAUUUAAGGACAUUUAAUUCUCAUACCCCACACCUUUGACAGUCGGUGGUACAAGAUUAUUGUCCAGGUCCGUUUCCAAGCCAAGAUAAUAAAAUACAAAACAAAAAAACAUCCAUAAGAGCGUAUGGAGCAAUCAAAAACACAAGAGCAAACUGUAGACAAUAACGAUCAAGAAUGUGGAAAAAAAUGUAAACAACAAUGUGAACAACAACAAACAAAAAAGUAAAAUAUUUAAACAAAAAUGUAAACAACAAACAAAAAUGUAAUAAAAUGUAAACAACAACAAACAAAAUGUAAACAAAAUUUAAACAACAACAAUCAGGAAUUUCAAAAAUGUAAAAAAAAAUUUAAACAACAAUAAAAAAAUGAAAACAACAUCAAUCAAAAAAUUUUGAAUAAUGUAAAAAACAACAAUCAAGAAUUUCAAAAAAUGUUAACAAUCAAAAAAAUAAUUUAAUCAACAAUCAAGAAUUUUUUUAAAAUGUGGACAAAAAUGUAAACAACAAUCAGAAAUGUAAAAAGAAUGUAGCCAACAACAAUGAGGAAUGUAAAACAAUGUUAACAAAAAUUUAAACAACAAACAAACAAAAAUGUAAAAAAAAAUGUUGACAAAAAUGUAAACAACAAUCAAGAAUGUAAAAAAAUGUGAACAACCAUCAAAAAUUAAAAAAGAAUGUUAACAAGAAGAAUCAAAACUGUAGAAAAAUAUUAACAAAAAUGUAAAAAACAACAAUCAAGAAUGUAAAAAAUGUAAACAACAAUGUUGACUACAACAAUUUUCUUUGCAAACUCAUGAAAUAACAAAUGUCUCCUGACUGAAUAAAAAGCCUCAGAGUAGUUCCGCUUUAACCAUGUUUGUGUUUCCCCACAGCACCCGUAUGCAGUCUCUCCAAGUCGAUUCGGUCCAACGCUGGAUGGAGGAUCUACGCCACAUGACGGAGGUGGAGUGCAUGUGCGUCCUCCAGGCUAAACCCAUCGGGGUGGAGGAGGACGCCCAGCAGGGGGAGCUAAUCGUGGCCUCAGGGGUCGGCACGGGCGACCACGUGGCGAGGAACAACCUGCAGACGCUCCUUCGCCGAGCGCUGGUGGUCAGCACAGAGCUGGGGAAGAUGUUCCAGCGGCUGGAGAAAGGCCGCUGGCAGAGGGUCCACAGCACCGCCGUGAGGGCCAACUGUCACGUCCGUUCACUGGUGCACGAGUACAGCACGGCCAGGAGUACGCCGCCUGAGAUGCAGAAGGUGAAAUAUGGAAGCGGUUUGGUUCUUCAGAAGUUUACACUUCAGCUCUGCACUUCUCAAAAUAUGUCAAAGUUUAGAGCAGGAUACCUCAGAUGACGACACUCGCAUCCUGUAAAAUCAGGCCUCCUUUUCACUUUGAUUAAAUUAUAAUAGUAAGUAUUUCAUGCCGUUACAUAAGAGGGUCUAACUUUAGAAAAUGACCCAUUUAUACUUGUGUCUUUUUACUGGGAUGAUCGGUACGGGAGUAGAACCUGCAGGAACCACCAAGAAGACAAAUUAAACGCUCAUUACUUUCUCGUAUAGAUCCUUGAAUUCCUGCUUUAAAAAAAGUGGUUAUUACAUUAAUAAGCGAAUCAUCGCUCCUUUUCAUGAAAGUGACGAUGAUCAGAAUAUAUAGAAACUUGCAAAUUCGACUGUAGGGGUCACAUCUUAGCAGAUAAAAUGAUGUUUUUAAGAGGUUUCUCAUGAUGAAAAUGUCAGUGUGUAAUAAGAACUUUGGGUUUGAUUCUCCAGCUUUUAUUUUUGUCUUUUUGUCUCAUCAGUACGAGAAAUCUCUGCUGGACAAAUGUAUGGAGCUGACCAACAUCACAGAGAGGUGAGAGUCCGACACAAACUCAACAAGUCACAAUGAGAAAGUGUGAAAAUGUGGAAAAUAUUAAAGAUUGUCCUUCUACCCACAGGUGUCUCCACACUGAUGACGAGUUCUUCCUAAAGUCCAUGAGAGAGGCCAUCCAUGAGAUCCUGACAGACGUCAGCGACUCCUUCAGCAACAUGAUUGACAUGGCGUUAGCCAAUGAGAUCCGGGUAUGUGAGCUCCGUCUUGUGUUUUCAUUCAGGCUCCUACACAUCAAACUUUGGGAAACAAACGUUCAGGAACAGUUUUAAAAAGUCCGACAGGACUGCUAAAACCUGAUCAGGGAUAAACAAAAGAGGAUUAGGGCUAUAAGAAGAGGAAAAAUAAUUACAGGAGGGGGAUUUUCUUAAUUUCCAUUUUGAGAUUAAAAUUACAAUUUUAAAAAGUUGAAAUGAAGAAAUAUCACAUUUUGCACGAAGGCGGCAACCUUCUUUAUGUUUGUCUGUAUUUUUCUUCUGUAAAGUCAUAAUCUUCGGCAAAGUCUUUUCAGAGUCCGAAUAUUUAUGACUGCACUUUGUUUGUGUGCUAAAAGAGCGAGUUUUUUUUUUUUUAUUACUGAAUCAAAUUUUUAAGUAAAGCUUUACAAACUGUGCUCACUGUGCUUCUUCCUCUACAAAGGACGAGUGACGAGAGACAAUACUUUUGAUUCAUUAUCAUUAUCCUCAUCAUUAUGACUUUACUCAUUAAAUUUCAUCUUUAUUUGAAACGACUUUAAUCUUGAUUUCAAUUUAACUGACGAAAUUUCAACUUUAUUCAAGUCGACUGUAAUCGUGAAAUUUUGGCUUUAAUCUCAAAAUUUAAAUUUUUUAAUCUCGAAAUUUUGAUUUUAAUCGCAAAAUUUUACAUUUUUCUACUAAAAUUUGGACCUCAUUGACAUAAUUUAAAUCUCAAAAUUUUGACUUUAAUCUCGAAAUUUAUAUUUUUUAAUCUCAAAAGCUUAAUUUGAGGAUUAAAAUCUCGAAAUUUUAACUUAAAUCUCGAAAGUUAUAUUUUUUUAUCCUAAAAUUUAAAUUUUUAAUCCUAAAAUUUUGACUUCAUUGACAAAAUUUCGAUUUUAUCAAUCUUGAAUUUAAAUUUUAAAUUUUUUAAUCUCGAAAUUUUGACUUUAAUCUUGAAAUUUCGACUUUGCCCACGAAAUUUUCUCUUCAUGUGGCCCUGACCCUUUUUUCGCAGGAACGGCAUUACAGACAGUUUCUAACAGUUCAAGUCACGCGUCCUCAUCUUCUCUGCAGGUCUUGAUCAAACAGAUCGAGUCUUCAGACAACGUUCACACCAUCGGCAGUGCCAUCAGCAACCUGCUGUCCCUCACCCAGGACGGCCCCCAGCUCUGCAGCAUCAUCGCCAAGGUACGCCGCAAACAAAAGCUGUAAAGAAACGAUCAGUGAAAAAAGCUCCAUUUUCCUCUACUGUGUUACACAGCGGUGGACGUCUAAAGGAGACGUGGAUGGUGGGUUGUUUUAAGACCUCUAUCAAAGUACUUCAACUCUUCUUAUCACACAACAGCAGUCUUUAGUUUCAGAGCAGAUUAAUCCCCAAAGUGCUGCGGUUCAUGUGUCCGAGAAGAACCUGAUCCCUCUGACGUAUUUAAUUGUGCAAAAACCUGUUAGUCAGGAGUCCUGACGUCAGCCACAGCUCAGCGGCGUGAUCUCAUAUAUUCUUGAAAUUUUUCCCACCCCGUUUUUUUUGGCAGAGGCCUCUCCAUUUGAUGUUCCACCUCCACCCCCUUUCUCUUUCCUCUCUGGGAUCAGCUCCACCUUUCUCAUCCUCCAGAGCAGCAGCAGCAACAGCAGCCCUGCAGCUAUCUCUCCUAAAAAGCUCUCUCCCUGAGCGAUAAGACCGGACGGACCAGACAGAGAGUCUCAGUGAGACAUUAGUUCCUCAUCUGCUUCCAGGAUACUCUUGAUAAGACUCUUCCUGAUGGCCCGCACACACACACACAGACACACACGCUUCCUUUACUGCCAGAUUGUCGGAUCAAUACUGUCAGCUCCCAUUAGGACUGAGCAUUGAUCACAGGUUGCUCAGGCAUCUUUACCUCUCCGUCCGCUCCACCUUAUUUAACUCCCUCUGCAUCCCUCAGGAGGUGUGUGGAGUAAAUCUGCCUUUCAAUGGCUGCUAAUGAAUACCCAAUACAAAACAUCCUCCACCUGUUAGCUCCAUUAAUUAGCCGGCUGCAGCAGUUUGUCCGUCACACUCUCACAUACACACCCUUUACCAUCAAGCAUGUCCCCUGGCUCUGCUGUUCUUUAUGAAGCUGCUGUUAAAAACCAGAAUAUGAGAGCGGAAACUACAUUUUUACACCUUUUAAAUUUCUCAUCUUGAGUUUAUUUUGAUAGAAAAUGAUUAUCGAGUGGUUUUAGUGAGUAAAAAGGCGGGUAAGAUGUGUGAAAACAAAGUCGGCAGCAAUACAAAUAGAGAUUUCCUCUGUCAGAUGGAUGAGCCAGAGUUCAAAAACGAUGAUCAGCUUUCAGAGAGUUUAAGGCGGUGGCGUCUCCUUAUGGGAAAUGAGUGCAUUGAGUGUAAAUUAGAUAUAAACUCGUCAUUUACAUCAAUCUCACUUUAAUUGUGGCAGCAGCAGAUCCUUCCCAGCUCCUUUAUCCUCCAUACAUCCUCCUCCUCCGUGUUUCAACUGUUCAUUUUUACAGUAGACCUACAGACACGUUUUAUGAUCCUGUAAAGGUUGUAGGGCACACAGAGAGGGCAGAGACUCACGGUCAAACGCUCCGAUCUGCUGUCAUCACUUCUAUUGCAUCCAGAUCUAGUUCUGAAAUGAGGUGUGGUCUGGCUCGAAUGUGGCGUGAUGCUAUUUGGAGGAUACAGAAAGUGUCUUCCAGUUUAGACCAAAAAUCUGGUCCAGAUCCAAAACUCAUACAUCCACCUGUGAGUGUUUAGAGUGGAGUUUAAGACACCUGUAAGCAGUAUUGGCAACCUAGCUAGAUUUAGCAACUUUUCAGACCGUAGCGACUUAUUUUCAAAAAAGCGGCCAGCGACAAAUCUAGCAACUUUUUCUGAAGCUUAGAGACUAACAUGAAAGCAAAUACAGACACCCGAGGACGACUUUUCCUCCUCCUUCUCCUCCCAAAUUGGGCCAUGACGUCAUCUAGCGACUUGUUGUGACUUUUAUGUCAGCCACUAGCGACUUUCCUUACUGAGGAGUUGGCAACUCUGCCUGUAAGAACCAUUCUAAGGCUGUGUUCACACUGUAGGUCAAUUCUGAUUUUUUAACCAUAUCUGACUCAUAUCAGAUUGUUUUCAUGUAAGUGUGAACAGGUCAAUUCUGAUUUGUUCUAAUCCAACCCAGGCCUCUUUAGUAUGUGGAUAUAAAUCAGAUAUGUAUCCGAUGUGACUGCAGUGUGGACGCUCAGGCAAGUUUAUCUGACUUGUACGUCACCAAUAUGCGACAAACGUCACCAUUGUUCAACAUCACAAACAUGUGGGUCACUUCACGGACGCAUUCCGUUCACAUUAGAUGCCACAUUCGUUGUUGUAAUGUGAACAACCGCACAAAAAGAUCGGAUUUAACAAAAAAUCCAAAUUGUGCAUCAUGACCUGCAGUGUGAACGUAGCUUAAGAGAUUAGCAUGUGUGCUAAGGUCCCCCUUUGUGUCUCGGGUCCUACUCAGGCAGGAACUUUCCAUCAGGUAACAGGUGUUGCUGGAUGGCAGUUUUAUUGACCACAACGCCGGCACGCCAGGUCGGGUUAAGUCUUGUAGAUUUGAUUGUUAUUACUGAAUUUAUGGGUUUUAGUGGACACUUAUAUUUGGACUCUCGUAUGUAACACAUGAAGACCAGAACAGUGAUAAUCUAUCAAAAGAAGAAGACAUUGGAUGUUUUAUUUCACAAGACAAACCGACGAAAAGGCUGAUCGCCACUGAUCGUUUCCAUUCAAGUUACUGUGUCAAUGAUUAACCCGUGCUGGAAAGGAAGUCGGGCACAGAUUUCAAAAUAAAACAUUCGUCUUCUUUUCAAAAUAAAACACUCUGUGUUUCAGGCGGCUCAUAUUUCACACCAUGCAAACGUUCUUGGGUUCUUGUGGGUUCUUGUGAGUCGCCACGACACUCGUCUCACCUGGUAGGAUUUCACAGCGGUUAGUAUCACUUUGAUAAAGACAGAAAAAUUGCUGAUCAUAGCUUUAAACACUGCCUAAAAAGUAAGUUUGGCAGAGACUCUGAUCCUCUCUGUUUUCUGCUCUGAAUGAAUAAUUGACUUUUAAAGUUAAAUUCAGUCAGUGAUGAGCUAUUACACCUGUUUUUGGUUUUUUUUGCAUUAAUUGUCUGUAUGUUUGACAAAAAUCAACAGAGGUGAACUUUGAGCAAACAAAUCCUCACCUUGCCGUCUCUAUAUGGCUCAUCUUUAAAACACACUCAGUCUAUAUUCCUCUCAUGUUCAGUGUAAUGUAAGUUUGAGGUGAAAUGUUAAAGGGUGGAGCUGCUUAAAGCACUAAAACUCAGACUCAGAAUCUGAAUAAUCACAUAAAUGAGACGAAUUUGUGAUGAUUGGAUGAACAGGUCACAAAUAAUCAUACAAAUACUUUUAAACAGCAUCUGCGUCUGCCUUUUUUGACCCAAUCAUAAUGAAAAUUACAUUUUUAUCCAAAAUCCUUUCAGUAUUUAUUCCCAGUUUAUUUGUUUGGCUGAAGGAUUAAAGGACUAAAACGGUGUCGUUUUAGCAUCAGUUUUCACCUAACGUGCACUUCUUGCACUCUGGGAGGAAACAAAAGUCCCAACAGUGAAAAUGUGCGGCUCGUAAAAGUGAAAAAUGCACCAUGAGCCGACAGAGUUUAAUACCGCACCAUGUGGCUCGACAUAAAUCAAACAGCUGCUGAAAUAUUACAGAGCAAUGGUGUCGUGAUGUACAAGCGAGUUAGCUGUCUGGGUGUUUACCUUCCCGUCUUGAUGGAUACUGAUGUGAACGUGGCAGGAAAGUGUGUGUGUGUGUGUGUGUGUGUGUGUGUGUGUGUGUGUUUGACAAUCAAGGCCUUGGACUGCAGGAGUGAUAACUCAGGUGUAGUCAAAGAUAUCAAAGCCAUGUGAGCAGAGAGGGCAGCCGGGUUUAGCUCACAGAUUAACUCAUUCAGUUCCAGCUUCAUUUAUGCAAUUUUUACCCAGUGCAAUCAUUGACCACAAUAGAAAUUUCUGUAUCUUUCAGGACCCACAGAAUAUCAUGUGCUCGGACUAGAAUUAAGUGAAAUAUUUCAAAAGAAAGAGGUGAUGCUUUCACCAGAAAAAAAGAAAGAGUUAGUCUCUAACUCACUCCUGUGUUUAGUUAUUGCCCGCUCAGUGCAGCGUGGUCAUGUCAAACAAAAAAACAGGGAAAAACACAUUUUUACGAAGGAGAGACUUUCAAGCAGAACUCUGAACCUCUUUUAAAUAUUAAACUUAUGUACAGUUUUCUCCGGAUACUCCAGUUAUCCCAAAUCCAAAUUCAAGUGAAAAAAUAAAUAAAUAAAAACUGACAGAACUGUUCAUAUCAAAUAUGAAAAAAGGACAGUGUUUCUCUCUCUCCUUUCAGGGGUUUUAACCACAAUCGCCAAUGGGCAAUUCUCAAGGGAACAAAAUCGAGAUCUGGUACCAAAACCAAACAAUCUUUUUCAUUUACCCUGAGUUCAGUGGUAUCGGAACAAAGUCUCUACGAGGUUGCGUUCAAAAGUUAUGGGCAAUUUAAAAAAUCUGUGUUCAAGUGAAUGGGAUUGUCCGGGGCUGCUACCUUCUUUACUAUAGAUCUUGUCUGAUCUUGCUAUAGUGUCUAUAGCAAGAUCAGACACAUUUUAAGUGUUUGGGGUUAGGGUUAAAGUCACUGCCCAGGACCUUUUUAGGAGCCCGUUUCAGACCAUUUGGAGUCGAUAGGUACAAAAAAAUAAAUAAAUCCGCCAGUCGCAGCUGAUUGUGUACAUUCAGGUUAACGUGUCAAUUUCCACCGGCCUCUUUCCGUUCUGCUGCGGAUCGCCAGACUCUUCUGCUUAUUGAAACAGUUCUAUUUUUUCCAGACGCCGGAUCAUGCCAGAUAAAUUCAGUACAGAUUAACCCGUGCUGGAAAGGAAGUCGGGCACAGAUACAAAAUAAAACAUCCGUCUUCUUUUCAAAAUAAAACACUCCGUGUUUCAGGAGGAUCGUAUUUCACACCAUGCAAACGGGCGGAAACGAACAAGUGAAAGGUUUUUAGACGUCAUUUCACCCCGAUGACACCAUGGAUGAGGAGAUGCUGAUUCUAGAAGUCUAGAAGUAGAUUUCCUCUUCUGGAAGGACACAAUCUACUGCUUUUAUGCGCGAUUGGACGUUCUUGCGAUUACUGCUGUUCGUAAUCCGCCUCAAAAUUUGCUUCACCAACGGAUCCGGUAGGAAUUGGCGGACAGCGAAAAUCGCUGCCGUUCCAGAUGCAGUGAAAAUUGGGGGUUAGACGCAUGUUGGGGGGGAGCGCCCUCUGGUGGAAAACAAAAAACUGAAGUAUUCGUCAAAAUCCUUUAACAGCACUGAUUAAGUUAAGAUGUCUGUGUUGAGAUCUGAGGAAACGCAAACAAGAAAGUGAUCGCUCAGACUCUAACUAACGGCCUUUUGCUCAAACGACCUCUGGCGCUGCUGCCAGAGCUCAAAGUUCAGCUCAGAAAACUGUGAGAUGGAAGGAAUUACACGCUGAGGAGGCUGCUGCAUACAAACAAAAGGGAGAGGAGAGGUAUUUUUAGUCAAGUAGUCAAGUUUCACAUGAUUGUGUUUAUGCAGCAAGUACCAAAACGCAAGAGCGUGAGGAUAAAUGUGUUCUGCAGGCUCCACUGAAGGAAUGAGGAUGAAGUCAGUGGAAACAAAAGAAGUGCAAGUUGUUUGACAGGGGAAAGAAUAAAAGGCAGAGACACGUCCGAUCAUCUGUGAGGAGGAGAAGCAGGAGAAAGUCUGUAGAUAUAAGAGCAACACAAAAAGGCUGCUGCAACUGAGAGCUGGGGAACGUGGGAAACUUGCACACUGUGGGACUGAUUCUUGAAAGUGUUGCCUGGGUUUUACACCUGUUCAGUCUGUGAGAUAAAAUCAUAAAAACGAGAAGAGCUGAGAUUACAAUUGUGUUGUGAUUCCCUCUGAGGAUCAUUUCUCAAAGAAAAACAAAAAGGAUCCAGGUCCAACAUCAGCCUGUGAGUCUGUGUCCAUCAGUUCUUCCAGGUACGCUGGAGCAGCGAUGUAACGUAGGCUGUGAUUGGAGGAGCGGUCGGGCUGGAGGGCAGGAUGAUUAUUCACUCCAAGCCCCUGCAGCGCGGCCUUCACAGCAUAUGAGACAUGCCAGCCCCGUAUAAUGGCCUUGUUAGGAUAAUGGUUGGUAGUUACAGGCUGCGUCUUCCUCCAGGUAAUUCUCUCUAUCUGCGUGCUGAAUAGGAUUCAAUACCUGCGAGCGUUUUUAGUCAGAGAGGUGCUUUAGUGCGGACACGGUGCCAACACAGGAGCUAUUUUUGUUUGUUUACGCCCGGCGUGGUCUUGCAGAAAAUGCUCAGCUAUUACUGCAAAUCAUCGUCCCUCUGCUCACUGUUUUCCAUUCAUGAAAUAUGUAUAUUUUGGCUUUCUCUACCUGACGUGAUGGAUUGUGUAAGCUAUCUGAUGGGUUCUGUGGUUGGCAGACUCACUGACGAAAGCCGGCCAAAUCCACCGGUCACCCGGGGUCUCCUGGACUCUUUAGAUGCAACGUGCUGCUGCUGCUGUUGGCGUCGCUCUGCGGGACCUUUUGGCUCCCACGGCGGAGUCCAGCAAGGAGAAAUCUGAUCCAUCAUUCUGCACAAUCAUGUGUGCUUUUAAGACAAGGGCUCAUUGUGAUGUGUGGUGUAUAAUUUUGUGGUUUGAGGCCUUGGAUGCGAGGCCUGUGAAAGUAGUCAAAAGUUUCUUUCUCCUCUGUUGUCCUCUGACAGCUCCAAACUCAGUGUUCACUUGAAUAAACAUAAAAAAGAGCGACAUGUUUAAACGUGAGGGGUUGGUGGACAUGGAGGUCAUAUUUGCACUAAUUUCAGUUAAAUACACAAUAUUUAUCUGUUUGUUUUGCACAAACUGAAAGCCAGGAUAUGGGUUCGAAAAAAAAUAUUCAAAAUAAUCACACGAUAAAAACACUCCUGGUGUGUAAGGACCUUUAACGUGUGGACCUGACUCUGAGGACCUGAUCAGGUGGGACCUCUAGGUGGACUGGGUGGUUCGUGGACUUCCUGUUGGGUUUUCAGACACUAAGAUGUUUUGUCUUUCUCACAGGAGGGCGCCGUGGUCGCUCUGUUUAAGAUCUGCAGACAGGACCGCUUCAGAGAGCUGUACGCCCACGCCCUGAGGACUGUGGCCUCCAUCUGCUGCGUGGAGGAGGGCAUCAACCAACUGGAUAAGGUAAAAAAAAUAAAAAUAAAUCACUGAUGUGAGAAACCCAAAGAAAAAAGGUCUUCGUAAUCACAGCGAGGUUGAGACGCAGACAGCUGGAGAGGUUUCACGUUUUUGGAGGAGAAACACGCAGAGUCAAACGGCACAGAUUUAUUUUAGCAGAAACACCGAGUCAGCGCGUGUGUAUGAGACUCAAACAGAGAGUAAAUGAGACAGCAUCCGUCUGUAGUCUGUAGUUCUCCUGCAGUCCAGACUCGGUGUGUUUAUCAGCAGCACGAGGUUCGCUCAGACUCUCACUCCUCGUGUUAUGACUGGAAGUGGAGUUUGUUUUCACAGCUGAUGUGUGCCAACAAAGGCAGCAGCAGGACUUCGAGCUGCGCAGAAACAAAGUGUGUCAUUAUGAGAUCGAAGGAUCAGCAGUGAAAAUAAAGAAGAGAGGGUAUUUGUUUCUCCUCUGGGAAACAAAAUCAUCAACUUCCUGUUCUCUAAAUCUAACACCAUCACUGACCAGUGAGGAGUUACAUAAACAAGACCAGCUCAUUUAUUAUUAAAGCUCCAGUGGGGAACUCUCAGUUUGUGGAGAUUACGGCGCCCCCUGUGGACUUACCGUUAAAUUUUACUUAUCUGGACCUGUCAUAUUUUUCUCAUCUUGGUGUCUUUUCAGUCAAACUCAUCAUGAGUCUUAACUGGAAACAUUCUUUACUGGUCGUGGUCACAUAGACGUUUUUUAAGACGGUGAACUUUCCGUGUUUUCAUCUCUUAUGAGUGCGUAGAUCGGUAAAAGACGAGAUUAUGAUUGUCACAGAGGCCUGAUGGUGAAACUAAAUCAUCCAACGUCUCUGCAAGCAUGACGUGUGUGUGUACAGUACUCUAAAAACUCGAUUUUCGAUUUUUAUUUAUUGACAACUUCACUCUAAACUUCACUUUAAUAAAGUUUUUCUAUCAUCUCUCAAAACCAAACCACUGAAAACGAUGUAGUGCAUAUGCCAAGCCAGUAAGUGGCGCUGUAACGCUGCCCAGGAAAUGCACAAAAGACAGAAGAAGAGUACAGAGCAUGUGUAUAAAGGUUGUUUUGGCGCCAUGAAAGAGUUACUCUGUGUGUCACAUGAUCGUUUCCAGAGAUGCAGAUAGACAUCCACACAGAGAUGAAAUGGUCGUCGUUUACAGAUUUAUUCACUCUCUGACCUGUUUUUAAAAAAGUACCGUUUACAGUCACCUGAAACACCGUUUCUGAUACGUCAAAAAAACUUUAGCGUUUCCUCCUGAAUUCGUUUCCGUGGUGACGGGUUGAUACCGACUUCAGACAGACUUUACAGCGGGGAGUGGUUUACUCUUCAUCUGAAACUGUGAAGUCGUACCAAUUCAACACGACUGACUCGCUCUUCUCCUAUUUAACCACGAAAUUAUCGCCUUCUUUAGCAAACGCCAUGUUUGUUUACACUGGUGUGUGUGGGAACUGGGGAGCGCUCCCGCAGGAAGGGGGAAUCUACGGUGGCCUGGAGGCGCGAGACAUGAUAGAGAGGAAAAUCGAUUUGAUGAUUUUAAUUUUUUUAACAUCGUCAUAGUCAAAUAAUCUGAUUAUGGUUUAAAUCGAUUAAUCGUGCAGCCCUAGUUUGAAGUAUAUGGAGCUCAUUUUAUGUUUCUUCAACACUGUCACACAGAGUUGGAGACAGUUGAUCAAAAAUUUAACUCUAAUAGUUUUUUAUCUGUUAGCAAAGAUGUUUACACAGGUACGGGAAAAAACUAUAAAACCAAUUUAAAGUUUGACGGUCCAACCCUGUAUGAAUGCAGCAGAGAGGGCCCUCUUAAUCCAGCUCCAGACUACACACCACACUAUAUCCAUAAACAUCCACAGAUUACGUCAAAUCUGCUGAAGCUGUUCACUCUUGCUCAAGUUGUCUGUGAUCCGUCUUCUCUCCCAGGUACAGAUUAAAUAAAAUACAGAUUAAAAAAAGCGUAUCUUUCUCUGUAACCUUCCCUUCACUGUUUGAGGCAGUAAAAUCAGCGUGGUGUUUAUCUCAUGUCAUGUUAUCCGUGUUUGUUAUGGCAGCACGAUACACAGAAAGAUGAGUCAUGUUUACAGACAUGAGAUCAUUACAUAAGACCUUUAGAGCAGCGAGCUGACAGGUCAGACAUCCAGACCUCAACCACCCUCCCUCUGUUGUGUUGUGAACGCAGAGGACAGGAAGCUAAUGAUACAUCCUCUCCUUUUUUUUUUGUUCUCUGUCGAGAUUUCCACCAAAAUAAACAGCAGACACACCUGUGUCAACCGAGCGUUCACAGACACACAAAUAUAACCUGAAUGUGGCGAAUAAUGAAGCCACAGCGGUGUCUGCGCCCGCGUAUACAGCAGCUGGGACAGCGCGAAUCAUCCGAGUGUGAAAGCUCUUAAACGGGAACCAAGGUCCGCCUCAGAUUAGCACGUCAUCCCGGGAGAGACGCUGUCAGGCUCCACUCAGCGGCGCCCGCUCAGGCUUAAGAAACACACCUGUCACUGAUGAGAGGUGAUGGAGGGAAGGGGCCGGUACGCAUCUGUGCUGCUCAUUGAUGGAUUCACUGUAUACUCAAAGUUUCAUCCCCCGCUGGAACGUUAUGUAACCACAACACGGUGACUGGGAGGAGUAUCGAUUUGAACCACGAAAACUUUAAACUUUAAAAGAGCCAUGUUAUUAUUGUCAUUUCUAAAUCCUGAACAGUUUCCUCCUUUCAAACCUGUUUCUGUGGAUGAAGCAACAAACUGUGUUUCUGGGUCUGACUCAGAGCCCAAGUCGUGGUUCCAACUACAGAGUCAUGCCUGUUUUUGAUGCAGUGCCUCCUUGUGGUCUAGAGGUCCUUUCACACCAGGACCAUUUUUAUCGGACGUCAAUAUUUUUUUCGAACCCGUAUCCUGUCAAUACAAGCGUUCACAUCAGCGACGUUUUUCCGUCCUGCGAUAUUGCGGCAUUUAUUUUUUCGGAUCACGAUCGAAUUUUCCAAAGUUUCUCAGACUGUGUGUCCACUUCUGACCAAUCGGAUUCCGUGUUGUUGCGACGUCAGAUUCACCGGUAUAUCCAACAUGGCCGACCGGCUGAUUGUUUACGUGUCGGAGAACAGAGUGAUUUUUGAUAAAAGACACAAAUAUCACAAAGAUAACGACCUGAAGGACGACUUGUGGAGAGUCAUAGCGCCGGAUUUCUCAUAUGACGAUGGUUUGUGAGCUUUAACAGUUUGAUAAACGUCUUUGUUUGAACUUUCAUCUGUGCUAACGUAAGCUAACGGUUGUUACUAUAGUUUCAUGUGCUUAUCUGGUACUGGUACUAGUCCUUAAAUACUGUUUUCUGAAAAUAGAAAAGUAUUUCCAAAAAUAAGGGUGUAGAAAAUAAUGGAAAUUCCAACUGUGAAGGAACCCUGUAAAAUGUGUUUGAAACCGACCAAAACCAGAACUCCUUAGACCCUCGACCUUGAACGGACACUCUUAUCGUGCGGAGACGUAAACUUACACAAUCAGCCUUUAAAACUGUUCCAGUUCUGGUUUAAACUCCGGUGGGUCUCAGACAUGGACGGGGGUUCAGGCUGAGGAACUGUUUCUCAGGUUACUACUGAAAUCCUGGACUUCCAGGCUCUCCCUGGAGUCUCUGGCCUUUCACGACAGCACAGUCACUCCGAUUCUCUUUGCGCUGACGCAGAUUCGUUGCAGCAGUCCCACCGGCUGUCCCCCGAGAGGGUCAGCUCUGGACCUCUCUGCUGACCGGCUGGUACUGCUUGACCCUCAGCUGUGGAGGUUUUCUCUUCCUGCGUGUUCUGCCUGUUCCCCGUUUCCUGUCUCAUAUAUGAAGUAUCGAUGUCUGAUUGCACUUUAAUCCGGUGAUUUAAAAUCAGACCUUUUACAGAGUUGGUUUUAGACCGAGCUCGAGUUUGGUGCCUGAACUCUACAGGGCAGUAAGGUGAUCGGAGGGUGUCUGAAGCUCAGACACUCGGGCGGAGGUGUUGGCCAAUGACGUUUUCUGGGGAGGCGGCAGUGGGGAGAUCCCUGCUGAUGUUGUUUGAGGCUACUGCAACAGAAAUAAUAGAUGUUAUUUAAAGAUUCCCAUCAACACUGAAGAUAUUAAUGAUUCCUCUGUCCUUAUAACUGUGCAGGAACUCUGGGUGUAGACGAGAUUCUUACUUUUUAGUCUUUUUAAUAAAAAUCACUGAGCUUUUGGUUAGGGCUGGGCGAUAAACCAAAAAUUUACCGAUACGGAAAUUUACAACAUUAACCGACAUCAUAUCGGUACAUUCUGUGUCAAAAAAUAAAUAAAUAAAAGUUGGUUUUGGAUGUGUGUAGGUAGGUGUGUAGGCUGAUCAAUAUAUCGUGAUAUUGAUUUGAGGCCGUAUCGCCCAGCCCUAAUUUUGGUGCCGGGAAGCGUUGGAAAAGUACUCAAAUACCACCACCAAGUAAACUUAAUUAUACUAAAGUCCAAGUUUAGUCUGUUUGAUGUCGGGCUGGACGAUUACGACAAAAAUAAUGAUCACGAUUAUUUUGAUUGAUUCUGAAAUCAUGAUUAAUAAACACGAUUAUUCAUUGAUUUCAAAACUUGAGUAUUUAUCAAACCAUCGAAACUCAACCUCAAAUAUAACAUACCGUAUUUUUCGCACUAUAAGGCGCACUUAAAACCCUUUUAACAGAACAAUCAGAAAUAAAUUACUAACAAGUAAAAAUUAAAAAAAUAAUCUGAUAUCCGAUACGAUAACCUGCUAAUAUAUGGUGUGUGUGCUCCGCGGUGCAGCACCCAUGUGCAGCACAUUUAUUGAUAUUUAUGAGUCCAAGUUAGAGCGAAUAAAAUAAAAUAAAAUAAAAUAUAAAAAAACUCAUUUUUAAGGCAUGUCGGCUUUUAUUUAGCUGUACCGAUGUGCCACGGUCACUUGUGUAAAAGGAAAACCCUGAAGUCGGUUGUGUUGCCCACGUGAGCGGACACGACAACGUGACAAACUUUGCUAACAAUUUCCUUUUGCUCGACGUCCGUCAACUUGGAGCCAAAAUGUUUCCUGAUAACUGAAGUUGUUCUUCUUUUCUUCUCAAUCAAACGCCUCCUUUCUGCCACGUGUUCAAUCACUCGUUUCCCAUUUUGCACCUUAACGGGGGUGCAUUUAAGGUGUUUCUCUCAACGCAGGAGUUUACAUACACGCCAUUAAUCGUUUCCCUCGAUUACGAUGUUUUUAAGAUCGUGAGAAGACAAAAUUUGAUUAAUCGACCAGCACUAUUUUGAUGGAUUUACCGAUUACCGAUCAAUCUGCUCAAGAUGAAAGAUUUUUAAAAGUCGACUUAAUGCUCCGAGUGUUGAAUUUUCACGGAGAGCUAAGAUAUGAUCCCCAAGUUUCAUUUUACUUGAAAGUCAAAUAAAGUCGACUCAGUGGCACAAGGCUUCGGUAGGGGCUCCACCGAGGCUUUCAGGCGUGACCCCCAGAUGACCCUGUGGAAAGGAGGAUAGACAGUGAGGGAAAAGAGAUCGGAAAGGAGGGGUGCAGGACGGGAGAGUGAAAGAGGAGGAGACAGUUAGCUACGUAUUCCUGCGGACCUUCUCCUGAAACUAAAGUAGCUGUAAAGUUGGACACAGACUGGCUGAGUUGUGUUGGGUCACAUCAUUUGAAAACAGCCCAAAACAGACAUGACACACAGACAGGAUGAGUAAUCCAGAUACAGUGGCGUGAAGCUGCUGCCUGCAGGAGUGUACACACACACACACACACACACACACACACACACACACACACACACACACACACACACAAAUAAAAACAGUCCCCUCUUGAAGCAGUGUACUUAUGUGGAUGAAACCUUUAUUCUUCAGCUCUGCAAUCACUUUUGGGAAACAGUCUUUUUGUAAAAGGAUAAUUUCAAUGAUUGAAAACUCCUUUCAGGAAAGUCGGGAAGCUGUGUAGGAUACUAAAUGAGAGGAUAGGAAAGGAAACAAGGAGAGAGAGGUUGUAAUCAAACCCAGCUGCUCACUUCCAGGACGAGAGCUUCUGUACAUGAGAUGAAACCAAGAUAAUCUGCUCAUUCCUGCAUCAUGUUUUUAUCUAUACCUGCAUUCACGGAUGCAGCCGUGAGCCGGGUUCACACUAGAGCUGCACGAUUAAUCGAUUUUAAAUUGGAUUAUUUGAUUAAGACGAUGUUAAAAAAUUAAAAUCCUCAAAUCCAUUUUCCUCUCUAUCAUGUCUCGCGCCUCCAGGCCACCGUAGGCUCCUCCUUCCCCCACACGCCAGUGUAAACAAACAUGGCGUUUGCAAAAGAAGGCGAUAAUUUCGUGGUUAAAUAGGAGAAGAGCGAGUCAGUCGUGUUGAAUUGGUACGACUUCACAGUUUCAGAUGGAGAGUAAACCACUCCCCGCUGUAAAGUCUGUCUGAAGGCGGUAUCAACCCGUUACCAUGGAAACAAAUUCAGGAGGAAACGCGAAAGUUUUUAGUCGUAUCGGCGUUUCAUUCACACGGAAACAGCGUUUUGAGUGACUGUAAACGGGUCAGAGAGUGAAUAAAUCUGUAAACGACGACCAUUUCAUCUCCGUGUGGAUGUCUAUCUGCAUCUCUGGAAAUGAUCAUGUGACACACAGAGUGACUCUUUUAUGGCGCCGAAACAACCUUUAUACUCAUGCUCUGUACUCUUCUUCUGUCUUUUGUGCAUUUCCUGUGCAGCGUUACAGCGCCACUUACUGGCUUGGCAUAUGAACUACAUCGUUUUUAGUGGUUUUAUUUUGAGGGACGAUGAUAGAUUAAUCGGUAAUCGGAUUUUUUCCCUCCUAAUAAUCUGUAUCAGCCCAAAAAAUCCAUAUCGGUCGGGCCCUAAUCAUUUCAGUGAAGUUUGGUGAAGUUGUCGCUGAAUAAAAAAAUGAGAAUUUUCUGAGAAACAAAAUCGUGCAGCCCUGGUUCACAUUGAAGGUUUUUCUGAGUCAAUGCGGAGAUUUCCACUGCAGAGUUGUGUCUGUUUUUAAUGCUGUUCAACUGUUUUCUUCAUAUUCUGAGUCUUUCUCUGAGUUUAUCUUCUCUAAAUGAUAAAAUCUCUCCAUCAGAAACAUUUUAUUGAAAUUACUGAACCUGCAGAUCAUCGGGAUUGUUUUGGAUUUGGUUGUUGAUAAAAAUCUCACCGACUUAAAGCAGCAGAUUUAGGUCAGAUUUUGUCAGCGGCUGAUGUAAACAAGUGAAAACUUCCAGAGAGUCGGCGUUGUUGACUUCGUAUUCCUCUUAAAAAUGCAGAAAGUUAUUUGGCGUUGAGUGAGAAACAUCCGCCGUUCAGUAAAUGAGGAGUUUGGGAAUAUCCUGUUUUAGGAGGGGGGGGUGGAGAGUGGAUUGUUCCACGUCAGUGGGUCGCGCUGCCACACUGCUGCUGACGUCCACAGAGACAAAAAUAGGGAAUCGCCCUGCGAAGCUGAGCGCUGAUGCUCGUCAGCGGAGGAGAGUGACAGGUGUACGUCUGCCUGAGAGCUGACGGCUCGCCUCACUCUGACUGAGAAAACUUCACAUUACAAACAAUCAUGAAUGUGAAUGACACAAACGAAACACUUCUGAUAUCACACCAUCACAGGGCGGACAUACUGUCAGUCUCCAUGGUGACCGGUGAAAAAGACCCUGAAUCUGAACUGAUGUUAGACAUGAUGUCCAAAGUGUGUUCUGAAUUAUUCACCAUGUCUGAGGAACUUUUCUGACACAUGCAGAAAAAGUGUCCAAGAGCUGUUCAAUACUGCCCCCAAGUGGACAGAGAUCGGCUCUACAUGUCCGUCAGUUCCAGAAGCUUCUGUAUUCCCACACACACGUGAAAACACCGACAUGGAACAAAUCGGACCUGCUGCUCCUUCAUAAACUUUAAUUUAUCAAGUUGUUAAAACUUCCUGCUCCUCUCUGAACCCCAUGAUGCUCUCGCUCUGGGUCCCCGCCAGAUUCACCCCCCCGAGGCGGCCAUUAAAUCUGAGUGCUGUGUUUUAAUUGUGAUGGUUUUAUGGGCAGAGCUGUGAGUUCCAGCCUGCAGAGUGGAGAUGAAGCGUGGAGUCGAGGUUUGAGUCUCACUCCUCCUCCUCCUCACCUGUGCGCUCUGAAACCUCUUAAAGGUGGGGUCGGCAGGAACCUGUUAAAGAAGCAUUUUUUUUUUGUGGUGAUAAAACAAAAAGCGUUUAAUAUCAGUCAAUAGUUAUUAGUUAUUGAUUAUUUGGUAAUAUAUCGAUAUCUCUGUGUUCUCUUAUGUCUGCGUCGUCAACAUUUUAACAUUUUUGAGCGGUCCGCUCUUUCUGACUGUAAACAAAGCCGUUCUCCACCUCCUCUAACCUGAUUGGUUGUGAGGCAGACGCUGCUCCCCCGUGUCGUUCAGGAGCCCAAACAAAGUUAGCGUGCUACAAUAUCGGACAGUAGAAACCAACCAGAAAGUUCGGAAAAUUGUCUGAAUCCUCCUUUGGCCACGACUGCCGACACAAGCAAGAAAACAGUCAAACAUAAACAGUCAGCAAGAAAACAGUCAACAAGAAAACGUCAACUAUAAUCAGUCAACAAGAAAACAGUCAGCAAAAAAACAGUCAGCAAGAAAACAGUCAACAAGAAAACAGUCAACAAAAAACAGUCAGCAAGAAAACAGUCAACCAUAAUCAGUCAACAAGAAAACAGUCAACAGGAAAACGGUCAACAAAAAACAGUCAGCAAAAAACAGUCAACCAUAAACAGUCAACACCAAAACAGUCAACAGGAAAACGGUCAACACCAAAACAGUCAACAAGAAAACAGUCAACAAGAAAACAGUCAGCAAGAAAACAGUCAACCAUAAUCAGUCAACAAGAAAACAGUCAACCAUAAACAGUCGACAAAAAACAGUCAGCAAAAAACAGUCAACCAUAAACAGUCAACACCAAAACAGUCAGCAAAAAACAGUCAACCAUAAACAGUCAACACCAAAACAGUCAACAGGAAAACGGUCAACACCAAAACAGUCAACAAGAAAACAGUCAACAAAAAACAGUCAGCAAGAAAACAGUCAACCAUAAUCAGUCAACAAGAAAACAGUCAACAGGAAAACAGUCAACAAAAAAGAGUGAGCAAAAAAACAGUCAACCAUAAACAGUCAACACCAAAACAGUCAACAGGAAAACGGUCAACACCAAAACAGUCAACAGGAAAACGGUCAACACCAAAACAGUCAACAAGAAAACAGUCAACAAGAAAACAGUCAACAAAAAACAGUCAGCAAGAAAACAGUCAACCAUAAACAGUCAACAAAAAACAGUCAGCAAAAAACAGUCAACCAUAAACAGUCAACACCAAAACAGUCAACAAGAAAACAGUCAGCAAGAAAAUGCUGUUUCCCCGUGUCGUUCAGGAGCCCAAACAAAGUUAGCGUGCUACAAUAUCGGACAGUAGAAACCAACCAGAAAGUUCGGAAAAUUGUCUGAAUCCUCCUUUGGCCACGACUGCCGACACAAGCAAGAAAACAAAGUAAAUACCGGAGACUCUGGAGGAAUAACGGGCGCUUAAAACGGAGGUAGACCGGACAAGAGCUAAAAAGCCGGGUCAACAUAAACGAUGGGGGACGCUUCGGCAUCUACAGUAGCACCAAUGCUUUUGACUUUCACCUUGACUGGGCCCCAUUUGUAAUGAUCUGAAGUAUUUAUCUGCAUUAUAUCUGAAUUUAACUGGAACGAUACGAGCGAGCAGGAGCGUCUGUUUGUGGGCGGGGCUUGCUGUAAGGGUAGAGUUUACAUUCAAGAUUUCUCCUAAAAACAGGCACUUACUCAGAUCCGGACUACCCCACCUUUCACCAGGUAACCGGUCUAAUAAACGGUGAUCUGGUCUGUGGUCUUCCCUGCAGGUGGACGGGAUCCUGUGUCUGGCAGAAAUCCUGACUGAUGAGAGCAGCGUGGAAGCAGCGAGGGCGGAGGCGGCGGCUGUCGUGGCUCAGAUCACCUCUCCUCACCACACGUCCACUCAGCACCUCGCCAGCUUCCUGGAGAGCAUGCACGACAUCGUCACCGCGCUCAUCAGUGAGUGGACGGGACAGGGGACCAACUCCUGACGUACCGUAGACCUGAGCAGGGACAGCUUCUGACUGUAGUUUGAUGAGGUUUGACUCAGUGAGGCUUUUCAACGGAGACGUAAGAGUAAGAGGAAACUGAGAGUAUUUAUGAGACCAAAUCCUAAAGUUUAAACUCCCUCUGUGAUCAAUUUCAGGCUAUAAAAACUCAUUUUUCAAUCGAAGUUCAGGGUUUUGGUGCAGAAGACAUAAAAACAGUCUGAGGAGCAGAGAAACUUUGAGGGUUACAGGCCAAGACGAACCUCUGAGUGCUUCUUUUCUCCCUUAGAGCUGUGCGAGAGCGCCUCCUGUGGUGAGGUUUUCCUCCUGGCCUCUGCAGCCUUGGCAAACAUCACCUUCUUCGACAGCAUGGCCUGUGAGAUUCUGCUGCAGCUCAACGCCAUCCAGAUCCUCCUGCAGGCCUGCAGGGACCGCCAGAGAGUGGACACCCCGUACUCCAAAGACCAGGUGCACAGAGACCUGCUGCUGUUGGUCUGUGAAGAUAACAUUAACAAAACUAAGAUGUAAAACUCUGACUGGUUCGUUGGUGUUUUUCGUCUCAGGUGGUGACGAUCUUGGCGAACCUCUCAGUCUUGGAGCAGUGUGCUGCAGAAGUUCUGCAAGAACAAGGUGAACUUUUACAACGUUUUCAAUCUAACAGUUUGGAAAAAGUGGAGCGUCAGUUUUUCUUUCUCUAUAGAUCCUCAAAAACACAAGCUGCCCUCUGAUUUAUGCUCCUCGCUGACUCUGAAAUCUUAGAUUCCUCGAACUCACUCGGUUUUUAAUCUUUGGUGUCCUGUUCCCGGUCUGAGCUAUAAGGUCACCAAAGACCGGGUCUGGAGGACUUAAAAACAGCCUCACCAGCCGUCUCCCUCAUACCCACACAAGAGAGAAAGUUUGCAAUCAUGUUUUAAUCCACAAGAUGGCAGCAUCGCAUCAGAGAGCUGAAAUCAGUCCACGGAGCACGAGUAUGAAAUGUGUUUCUGCUGUUAUUUUAAAUUCUGUUUUUAGUUUUUAGUUUAUUCUUUUUUGUUAUUCCAGUUAUAUUUAAUUAAUCUAGUCUUUUUUUCUAUUUGUUUUAAUUCAUGCAGUAUAAAGUACAGAGAGAGGUGGAGGAGUCUAAUCCCUGUUUUACUUCCUGCAGAUCUCUGCUCAGUAAAUAAAUUCUGCAGCUUCGUUUUUCUUUCUUUCUGAAGUGAAUAUCCAAGUUUGACAAAAAUGAACCUCAGCGCUUUAUUAAACUGAAGUAAAUCAGAGAAAAUGUCUCAGCUAUAAUCUCACACUCUGGGCAAUAUCCCUUCAUAUUUGUCUCGUCUCUUAACAAGACAGCACUGAAGUUACAAUCUCAGUUCUGUGGAUAUUCAGUUAAUUUUCCUCAAAGUAAAAACUGAACUGAGCAUGAAGGAUUUUAGGUUUUCAACACCUCAUACCUGAAACAAACUCCAGUCUGAACUUCACCUUCAAGUUCUUGUGACACUAAAUGAAUUUAAAACGUUAGUGAAAUCAUGAGGAUCGACCUCAUCUGUGUGUAAAUGUUUUAAUGUUGAGAUCUGUUGUAGGAACUUUGAUGCUGCUGCGCUCUUUACCAGGCCUCCCUCGUAAAAGAGAUUUGUCAUCUCAAUGGGACCAACCUGGUUAAAAAUAAACUAAAUCAAACUAAAUCAAACUAAAUAAAACUGCUGAUUUUACUUACUUGGUUCCUAGUCUUUGCUUCUUCUUCACCUCCGGUUGGUCCCAUGUGUCGCCUCUCCUUUCACCUUCAUCUCUUUGGUUUUUCUCUCUUUUAACUCCUCCUUUCAUCUUUUAGGAAUUGAGCGCCUGCUGCUGCUGCUGGGAGAAAAGCCGUCCUCCCCCAGCCCAUCGGAGGGCGCCGCCUGCGAGCGAGUUCAGCAGAAAGCUGCUGUGACUCUGGCCCGUCUGAGCAGAGAUGCUGAUGUGGCCCAAACAGCCAUUCAGCUGAAAGGUGGAGCAGAAUUUCAUUUUUAUUUCACCAACUUUUCUGCUAAAUUAUAUUUUUACAGCAUUAAAUAAAAAAUAAUAAAAGAAUUGCUUUAUAUUUUAUUAGAUAUCAGACCUGAGGAGGAGUGAGGGUCGAGCGUGGGUUACACUGUUUAAAGUUUAUUAACACUUGAGCUUAAUAAUUUACUAAAUUUGAUGUUUUUUGAGCUCAAAAUCCAAAGAAGAAUCACGAUCAUAAUCUUGAAUUUUCGAAACACACAAAAAAUAAAGAUUUUAAAAAGAAACAGCACAGAUGAAAUAUUUCCUAUAAGAGCGAUUUCAGUUCAAACACUCUUACUUUUGUAUAAAACUGAACCUUUUCUUUGUUUAAUAAAAGUUUAAAACUUUAUGGAUUUAAAAUGUUUGCUGAGUGAGAACGUCACGAACAAAAAGGUGGAUAACAAGUGAAUAGAGUUAAAGCUCCUGUGAGGACCUUUGGUUUGUGUGGAUUGUGGCGCCCCCUGUAGUCUUCAUCCUGAAAGUGUUCUGAUCCUUCUGAACUUUUUACUCAACAAAAAGCCCAAAAUGUAACAAUGACAUAAAAUGUAAUAAAAAAAGUGUAAUAAAAUCUGUAAUAAAAAUAUAAUAAAACAAAAAAUGUAACAGCAACCCAAAAAUGUAGUUAAAAAAAUGUGAUAAAACCCGAAAUGUAAUAAAAAAGUGUAAUAAAACUGUAGUAAAAAUAUUAUAAAACCAAAAAUUUAACAAUUUGCCAAUAAUGUAACAAAAGUGUUGAGCCCGAAAUGUAAUAAAAAAAUAUAAUAAAACCAAAAAUGUAACAAGUUGCUACAUUUUGAGCUCAGCAUUUUGUUACAUUAUCGACUAGUUAUUACAUUUUGGGCUUUAUUACAUAUUUAUUGGGCUCUAACAUGUAUGGAAGAGGAUUAGGGCCACAAGAAAAAAAGACAACAGGUCCAAUAUUAUUUUUUUAUCAUAUUGCCUACUCAUAAUUCUCAUAAUUCUGACUUUAAACUCAGAAUUAUGAUAAUAAAAAAAAAUCUUGGACCUUAUUUUUUUACUUUCUUUCUUUUUUCUUUUUUUGUGGCCCUGGAUGUGCAGACAUCCUCCUCCGUAAACCUGGCACCUCCCCCCUGCCAGCAGUUUUGGGCUUUAAUAUUUGCAGCUCAGUCUUCAUACGUUCUAGUUUAAUUAUUUCUAGCUCAUAUAAAGACACUGUUAUAGAUUUGAGUUCGUCACAUAAACAGCCAAAAACUCCCUACAGGAGCUUUAAUGUAAGACUUUAGACAGUGCGUGGUUAGAUGGUCUUCUUUCAUUAAAUUAUGGCACCAAUGAGAAUCAAGUAUUUGUCUGAAAAGGAUGUUUUGAUUAAAAGCUGAUGGUAAACUAUUUGGGCUGAGGAAAGUCGAGUGUAUUUAUAAGCACGAUUAUAACAAAAACGGCCCCAGAAUUGAGCCCUGAGGUUCUCCAUGUAUAUUAAAAAGCUGACUAAAUACUAAAAUUGACACAAUGUGUUGAUUUAGAUCCCUGUGAGGCUUUAAUAACAACUUGAUUUAGUAUUUUAAAGAGGAAAAAAAAAAAGAUUAUGUAACAGGCCAGAGGAUGUCAUCUAAGAGCUUCAGUUUAAUGCUCAGAUUUUCAGCUGUCAUCCUUGAGUGCUUUAAAAAACUCCAUAAAUCAAUCGAAUGAGAGGAAAUUAACAUAUUUGGCGCAGAAGUGACUGAAAUAAGGAAGUCAACUCUAUUUUUACAGCACAUCUAAACAGGACCACAUCUCCUCAAAAGGAAGGCCGAAGAGAGGAGACGAGUCUUUAACGGCUGAUUUUAGAUAUCAAUGGCAGAGCAUGUUUGAACAUGUUCGCUGGUCCUGAAGUUACAGGUGGCUGAUAGAGGCCGAGUUUUAAAAAGACAAUAUUCAGACUUUUAAAUCCACCCUGUAUGUGCAUUAAGUCAUUUCAUCUUACAGCGUCUUUGUUUUAAUUCAGAUAACGGUUAAAAACAGUGUAUUAAAAAACGACCUUUUCUUCUAUUUACAGUUGUUUGAUAUGUUUGAAAAAUACGACAUGCUUGUAACUGAAUAUUUCCCUGCUCUCUUCAGCUGUUCCCCGCCUUAUUGAGUUGUGUCGCUCCCCUACUGAGAGAAAUAACAGCGACUCGGUGCUGGUUGCCUGCCUGGUAGGUCUGAAGCGAGCGUACGCCGCUGUGUGUGUGUCAGCGAACACGACUUCUUGUCCUGAAUACAAAUACUUCAUUCAAACAUUCGAACUGCCUGUUUCAGUCCAGCCUCCUGCUAUGAUAUACGUUUACAGCUGGGUUUGCUGUACUCUGGGUAUUACACCACAAAGCUGCACGUGUAACAUCAGAUGACGGUCCACUUUAAUUACAUCCACAGGGCAAUGUCGGAAAUUUGAGAUAUAUCACAACCUCAGUAUCUCUGAGCCAUGUGGAGAAAGCUGACAUGUGCACAUCAUCUCAAACGUUGUAUGUUUAAAUAUGUACAUCUCAUGAAUAAAACCCCUGCUCGGGUUUUAUCAUCCUCUCAUUCUGAUCAUCAUCAUUAUUGAGACCAGAUCUUUGAGGCGUUGUAAUGGUCAGGAGGAGCCUAAUUGGGCUGCCUCGCUACGCAGAGAAGAAGAAAUGCCCUUUUCUUCACUGUAACCACACUCAUCAUCAGUCUAUUCAAAUUAAUGUGAUUCUAUUUUAUCCCGAUUGCCAAGGGUUAAGCAGCAGCGGAGCAUUUGUAGUUGUUGAAUUUUACCUUCAAAGGGCGCCGAGCGUUUCAGAUCAUUUGUAAUCUGUGAUGUUAAAGAGGUUCGAGAAAUCGCAGGUCCAAACCAAGAUAAUCACAAAACGAGAGGGAAGAUAUUCAGACAUGAACUUUGAAAAAGAAGCUGAAUUUAGUUCAGGAUCCUGUUAGUCGUCAACAAAGUGGGUCAUCGGCUGAACAGCUUUUAUGUUUAUUAGAGGAAAAAUGGAGCGGUUCUCAAACAUGGAUAAAAAACAUCGACUCAGGGACAUCACUCAUUUACCUCUAGGGGUGUCCUGAUACAACUUUUUUACCCCGAUACGAUACCGAUAUUGGAGCCUUCAGUAUUGGCCGAUACUGAUAUUGAUAUGAUAUUGGUACAAAGUUUUGCACUCAACUGCAACACGGCCGACAUCACUCCUACUCCUCUUUACUUUGUUCAUACCUUAGCACACACUGUUGUUGUUAUGUGGGCUCUACCUGCUGGAUCAGGGCGCUGCUAGAUAGAGGAGCCGGAGCGGAAUCUGGAAUGGACUGCUUGCAUCGUAGAAACAGACUUACCCCCAAUUUUCACUGCAUCCUGAAUGGCUCCGAUCCGGAACAGCAGUGAUUUUUUGCCAUCUGCCGAUUCCUACAGCAAGUAGUCUCUUAGCCACAGAUGCUAACCAUAUAAGCAGUAGAUUGUGUCCUUUGAGAGGAGGAAAUCUACGCCCUACGAUACGGCCUUUUCGUAGCUAUUCUGGAUGUGGUUGAAAUUGGGGGUUACCGCUCAAACCCGCAGGAUUUAGAGAAGAGGGGUUCACUUGAUACUAGGCGUGUCCCGACACAAUAUUGAUACCCGAUAUCGGUCUGAUAUCAGCAAAAAAAAUUAAUAUUGGAUUAUAUCGGCCUGGAUCCAGACUCCUCUUUCUAGCAGCGCCCAGAUCCAGCAUGCAGAGCACAAGUGAUCACAACAACAGUGUGUACUAAGAUACUAACAAAGUAGAGAGGAGUCGGAGUGAUGUCGGCCGUCUGUUGGUAUUUUUGUUCAAGUCUGAAAAAGAAACUUGUCAUACACAAUUUUGUGCCAAUAUCAGAUCAAUAUCAGUAUCGUAUCAGAAAUAAAAAAGUUUUAUCGGGACACCCCUACUUGAUACCAGAUGAUCCGACCUUUUCCCACAGAAGUUCCUUCAUAUUCCUCUAUCUUAUAUCUGAGGAACUCACUAACAUCACCAUCAGUUAGUCGGUCCUUUAAGUCCCACAUGAAAUAAAUUCAUCCGGUCUGACGUUGACAUACGUGACCAGUGAAUCACCAUGCUGUUAAAAGCGAGCAGAACCCCAGAUUCUUGCCAUUUGCACGUGUCUCCGCCUCAUUCACAUCUGAUCACGUCUUUACUUUGAUUCUACGUAAAGUUCACUUUCAGGAAUGAUUUUACUCACAUUUGGUGUGAGCACAACAUCACGACAAAGCAGGAUCUAUUCUGAAGUUAAAGUUUCAUCCUGAGAUUGAAACGGUAGCUGUCGAUCGAUAUCUUUAGUUCUACAGACUUCUGUAACUCAGCUGAAUCAGAGAAUAACAUGACCUUGAUUUUCCUGAGUUUCCACAGACAUUAAAAGCUGACUGUAAAAUAUAAACUACAAUAAAUGAUGGUGUCGUCGGCGUAACGAAUGAUACAACAGAGAGGGUGUCAGUCUGUCUCCUCCGACAUUUUCUACCUAUCAUGUCCGAUCAAAAUAAAGGCGAAAAAAGUUAAAAUAAACUAAAAAAACAAAUGUUAUUUAACCCUUUAAUGCCUUUUUUUAAUCAUAUUUGAUACAUACUUUUAUAUACUUCUAUUAAAUAUGAUCAACGAAUUACUAAAAAAACACCUGAACACAGUCGGAUAAAUGAUAAAAAUGUCCUCUUGUAGUUUAUUAGUUUCCAAAAACAUCUGAUGUAUCAAACGAGAUAAAUAAAUAUAUUUGUUAAAUUUUAAGGACAUUUAGAGUUUUUGAAAUAAAGAUUUCAGCUCCAAAAAAACUGAAUUUUCUGGCCAUAAUUUGUGGUUUCAGGCAUUAAAGGGAUAGAGCAAAUUAUUUCUAAAUAUUGGCUGAAAUAAAAAUAAAUAUAAAAGAUGAAAUUAAUAGAUUUUAGAUUCACAGUUCAGCACAACAUGGAGAGUCAAGAGUGCAGGAUCGCCUCCGUCUCUGCAGAGCAGCACAACACCAAAACAUGUGAUCGUGUAAAAUGUGUGUAUCCUUUGGUUUGUGCACAAUCAUACUGAACUGUGUGUGUGUGUUCCUGUCUGUGUGUGUGUGUGUGUGUGUUCCUGUGUGUGUGUGUGUGUGUGUGUUCCUGUGUUUGUGUGUCUCCAGGCUGCCUUGAGGAGGCUGGCAGCAGGGUGUCCAGACAGCAUUGAGGCAGCAGACCACCAGCAGCUGAUCAAACCCCGGCUGGUCGACUCUUUCCUGCUGUGUUCCAACAUGGAGGAGAGCUUUGUAUGA
This is a messenger RNA of Xyrichtys novacula (pearly razorfish), 42295 nucleotides long. Lineage: Eukaryota; Metazoa; Chordata; Actinopteri; Labriformes; Labridae. The record is from the annotation of a GenBank genome assembly.